AGUCAAGAGCCAACAGUUGCGCGCAAUCUUUGCACAGUCCGAUCUUUCGUGGCAGCGCGGCAGCUGGUUGGGUCUUUCGGUAUCCACAGCAAAGGUGUCCUUUAGGCGCUAGCAGCUUAAACAGUCCACGUUAGUCCGUUGGGCUGUACGCACGUGUCCGCUUCUGCUGCGCUCUUGAUGUGAUUUAGCUUUGGUGAAAAAACACUUACAAAAAAAAGCAAGAGUGGUUAACUUUGAAAUGUAUAUGUUACUCAGACUGUGACUUGUUUUUAUUAACUGAAUUUCGUCGACAAACAAAUUGACUGCAAUUAAUUUCCAAUUUGAAUUUCAAUCGAAUUACAUUGUAUUCUUUCGCCAUUAAAAAAUCAUCAAUUGUGUUAGUGUACGUGUGUAUGUGCUGUGCUCGCUUCGUGACACGGUGCAUCGGCUGUGUGGCGGUGGCAAUCAGCGCGACGUGGCGGCAAACACGUGUCUGCAAUAGAGCGACUGCACACAGCUGUAACAAAUAACAACAACCAACAGCUGACAUAAGUGUUCAUGCUUUUGUGGCUUGUCUAUGUGAGCGCGUUCGUGAAAGUGUGUGUAUGUGUAUGUGCGGCCGUUGCGCGGAAUUUGUAUCCGAUUUCGCAGUAAGCAGCUGAUGUUCGAGCGCGCCAACAAGUGAGCCAGACAAAUAGAGCCAAUCACACAGUGCACAACAACAACAAGCUGGAAAGCGGAUGUGGAAAUCAGCAGUAUAUUCAGAAUUUAUUGCUUGUGAGAAAAACGGAUGAAAAAGCAGAAAAAUUAAUAGAAUAACAAUCCUUCAAGCUCGAAUUAUGCAACUGACUUUGGAAGCAACAUCCUCCAGCGUGUUAUGCGGAUUUCUAAACCGUAAUACCGAGAUAGAUGUCCUUGCUGGCUAGCACUUUGUGGUUACACUGCUAAUACUGUUAUUACCGAAAAACACUUAAAAUGCAGCUUUUAGCAAACAUCGAAAAGUGACUGCACUAUAAAUACCAAACACACAACGACCACAUCGGUCACAAUCUAUAGGCGUUGCAUAUAGUGACUGACAAAAUGACAACGCCCACACAAAAUGAGUACGCAGAUAUUGAGCUGUCCACGCUGGAGAUUGGCGGCAGCAACAAUAAAACGGAUCCCAUUUUCUCCAUCAAGCCGGAUUUCAUAACCCAGUGGCGACAGAAGAAGGAGCGUGAAAAUAUUUGCAAAUCCAUUUUUAAUCGCUUCGUCGAGCAUACCGAAUGUAAGCGCCUGCUGGAGGCCGCUCAAUUGUAUCAUCCUUUCAUCGGCGAAAAUGGUGAACUGAACAUUUGGAAUGCUAAUAUCGAUAUGGAUAUGUUGGCGACCUAUGCUAAUCGCAGCUUGAACUAUAGCCUUUUGGAAGAUUUUACGAAUGUGACUACACGCGGUCCCACGCCCUCGCAAGUGCUGCCCCCUUUUGCGCUCUGGCAGAGCAUACUAAUCGCGCUGUGUUUAUCGAUCUGCAUUAUCUUGACGGUGGGCGGUAAUGUGCUUGUACUGCUUGCCUUCAUCGUGGAUCGUAAUAUACGACAACCAAGCAAUUAUUUUAUAGCAUCUUUAGCUGCCACAGAUGUGCUUAUCGGUUCCAUUUCAAUGCCUUUCUACACGAUAUACGUGUUGAUGGGCUACUGGGAUUUGGGACCGUUGCUUUGUGAUCUUUGGCUCUCCGUUGACUACACAGUUUGCUUGGCAUCACAGUAUACAGUGCUGCUUAUAACCAUCGAUCGAUAUUGUUCGGUGAAGAUCGCGGCAAAAUAUCGUAGUUGGCGCACCAGAAAACGUGUGAUCUAUAUGGUCACCAUUACGUGGAUUGUGCCGGCGUUGCUAUUUUUCAUCUCCAUAUUCGGUUGGGAACACUUUACGGGCAAGCGUGAUCUCUUGCCCGGGCAGUGCGCUGUGCAGUUCCUUAAAGAUCCGGUUUUUAAUACGGCGCUUAUUAUUGGCUACUAUUGGACGACGCUCGUAGUUUUAUUUGUCUUGUACGGUGGUAUUUAUCGUACCGCCUAUGAAAUGCAGAAACGUAGUGAAGCCAAGCAGCGGAAAAUGCAAUCGAUGGUGGCAUUAAGUGCGGGGGCUAUGUCUGGUAUGGCCGGACAUGCCGCCGGUAUUGGUGUUAUAGAAGAAAAGAUACUGAAAACUCAAGUAGAGAUCGGUGGCGCCACGACGAAGGAUGGUAACAACUGCAGCGGUGCGACGAAACGUGGCUCAGGUCAGAUGAACCCACUCGCGCAAGCCGAAGCUAUAAACGGCACUGCCAGCGAUGGCGUCAAUGAGCAGCGUCGCAUUUCGGAAGGUAAAAUGGAAAAUGGUAAACGCGAUGGUGGCUCUGGUGAAACUGAGAAAAGUGAACGCUCCAGCAGCCCGGCAUUUGAUUCGGACGAGGAAAGCUCAGUCAAUCAAGCACAACAAAUGGCAAAUCAACAAAAACUAGCCAAUCUGCGCAAGCGUUCAUCAAUCGGCCUGGUUUUCGGCGCACAGGCAGCACUCAUUGCUACACGUAGUAAAGGUAAUUUAACCCAAUGCUCCACAAAUUCCAAGUCCAAUGAAGCCAUGGCCACAUCCCCCAACCCAACACGCAGCGGUGUACUUAUACGUACGCAAAGCAAAGAAGAGGUGAGUGUACAUACAAGCGUGAGUAGCGAUCGACCUAAGCGUACGUCUUGCUCGACGCUUUCUCAAAUUGUCGAAACGGAGCGGCAGCAGGAUGAGCAGAUCAGAGCGGAACCUACGCCACCGCGUUCGCGGUCCAGUACGGCUACAAAAUUCGUCGCUGAAUCACCGCUUUCACCGGUCGACAUCGCGCCUAUUGAAGUGCCACGUGACCAGGUACAACCGUGCUUGGUACAAGCUAUACUACCACCUCCCGAGCAAUUCCAAUGUCCCACACCUCUCUCCGACUAUUCGGACCGGCCUUUAGGCGGCAACAGCAGUAACAGCGAAUUAAAUAUGACUUAUAACCUACUUACCAAUCAUUCCGAUUUGCGUUUUAUGGACGAAAGUUCUGUAAUGCUAGCAUCACCUACCACUAAUGACAGCGUAACCAGCUCACUGCGGCAAGCCAUACCACAAGCCGCUGCUGCCAUGCGUGCGGAAGUGCUGACCAAUCAGGAGCGUGCCAAUCAAGUCGUCACUAACCCUAAACUGUUGCAACAGGCUCUGCAAAAGGCUGCAGCUGCGCAACAGCAACAGCAACAUCCUAAGCCAAAAAUUACAGAACGUGUUUCCCCACCUGAAACCGGCAAUCCACCCGCUCCACCCAAUGGUAACACAAAUUUUACACCACCAAAUGGGCUUGAAAAUGUCGAAAUUGAACGUCAUCUUCUUGUUUCCUACACAGGCAUGGAAGAUUUUGUCAAAAUGCGUCGCGAAAGCUGCAUAGAAGCUAUUAGUUUGCUAAGCGUCAAUGAGCAUGCCAAAUUAGUUGAAGACAAGGUGAUCUUAACGGAAAUACGACGCAGCUCCAGUCCGCUAGAGAUGAAUACGAAAAGUAAAGGCAACACAACCACCGCCGCCACUACAGUGACGCUCACCAUGCAAAAUCAAUUAACAACAACUAUAACCACAACGGUGCCACCAGCGCAACUUGAGAAAAUUGAUGAACGUGAAACAUCCGAGACCACCACAACUACCAACAAGUUGGCUAACACAACGCAGGCCACAAGCAGCAUGGAUUCGACGGCGCCGCCACCAACAAGCACCGCACAAAUUGACAACACAAUCUGCACGGGGUACGUUUCGGGCGCUGGCAUCAGCACAACCGGCGGCAGCAGUAGCAGCACCUCGAAUACCAACAACAAGCCGUCGAGUAUAAAAUCACAGAGAGAAGCGAGCGGUGAAGCGGCCAGCCGGAAUUCGAGUAAACGCGACUUUAUGCACUCGAUUGGUAAGCACUUCAAGAGCAAAAAGAAAAUACCACUGUUAGUUGGUGGUGGGCGACAAAAAUCAAAGUCGGAGAAUCGUGCACGCAAAGCGUUUCGCACGAUCUCCUUCAUACUUGGCUGUUUUGUGGCGUGUUGGACGCCAUACCAUGUGCUCGCACUGGUGGAGGGCUUCUGCCGCAAUCCACCCUGCACCAACGAGCAUCUCUAUAUGUUUUCAUAUUUUCUUUGCUAUGCGAAUAGUCCGAUGAAUCCCUUUUGCUACGCGCUCGCGAAUCAACAAUUCAAGAAGACGUUUACGCGCAUACUCAAAGGUGAUUUUCAUAUGACUUAAAUCUUAAAGUUUGAUCGGUAUGGUAGUGAAGAGAUUCAAUGUUAGAGCGUAUGAGUGUGUGAGAGCAUUACUGCUGAGAGUGUCAAGGUGAGAGAAGAAGGCAGCUUACAGAGUUCAGCAAAGUGCACAGAGCCCUAUAAAGCUUGCACAUCUAAAGCUUGCGAAGCAGAUUAAAACAUGCAGUCUAUUCGAAAACUUAUAGAGCGUAAUAAAGCUUAGAAAAUACAAGCAAGCAAGCUUUAAGCACAUGAAAACAUUCUGUCUAUUAUAAAGCUUUCAGAGCAUUUUAAAAUUUAAAUUAAAGUUGGCAGAGCAUUGAAAAGCUUGAGAAGCACAUUAAUGCGUUCAAAGCACAACAAAGCUUAAAAGCUCUGAGUUGAUAGUUUUAGAAUAUGUUUUCGAAUUAUCAAAGUAACGAGUUUACUUUAAAAUUUUCUACUAAUUUCCAACAUAAUAUUAGUCUAAAAUUAAAAAAGGCAAAAUAUAUUUGGUGACGCUGCUUAGGUGUGAACCCUAAUGAGCCCUAGGCACUACCAGUUGUCAGCGUUGCCAAAUAUAUGCAAAUAUAUUAAAAAAAAAUUGUUUACAAAGAAACUUUUCUAAAACAAUUCAACUCUAAAAUAUCAUCUGUAAGCUGCCAGUGACGCAAUAGACGAAUGUGAGGUUAGGUAUAAGAUAAAAAAAAUAGAAUUAUUUGCAAAAACUAUGUAGCUUAGUAUGUAUGAGAGCGUGUGUGCUUGUUUGUGUAUUUAAUGGUUCCCUUAGUGCAUUACAGCCGGCCACAAUAAGCGCGCCUCGCGCCAAAAGCUUGAGAACUUCUAUUGGUAAGCUGACGGCGUGGCGUGCGCAGGCCAUAAAUUACGCUAAUUUGAAUUUUUUGUUAAAAGGUAAUAUAAAAUAUUAAUUUAAGCUAAAAACAUAUUUUUUAAAACUUACAAAAAGUAUUAGAAAUGUUAAGAAAUAUAAAAAAUUAUUUAGAAAUAAAUAAAAAAUAAGCAUAUUAUAAUAUAUUAAUCUUACUUAAAUGUAGUGGCUAGCGACACAAUAACUUUAUUAUUAAUGUGUAUGGAAAUAUGCAGCGUUAAAAAAUAUGUUAAUUAAAUAUGAUAAACAAAUUUUAGACAAUAACUACUAAAGUAAAAUAGCUGCAUAUUUUUAGUUAAAAUACUGCUUAAGAAAAUCUCAAAUAAUAAUUAAUUAAUUAGUAAUUAUAAGUAAGUAUUAAUUAAUUAUAAUUACCUAUAUCAAACCCAUAAUUACCAAAUAAGUCAUUAAGUAAAAAUUAGAAAAAAGUUGUUAAACACAGUCAAACAGUGCGAUUUAAGGCAAUUACAUAAGUGUAUACUUAUUGUUAACACCCACAUACAUACAUAUAUAUUGAUAUAUAAAUAAUAACAAUACAUAAAUUAACUGUUAUUUGUAAUUGUCAAUAUGCAACACAAUUUAGAACAACAAAAUAGAAUUUAAACGCAUGCCAACCACACACACACACACACAGACCUUGUUAGCAUAUGUAUAUACGUACAUAAAUAUCACUUAGCAUAUGCGUGUGUGUGUGCAUAUACAUGUCAAAGACAAAUAAUAUGUGCAAUUAAUAAGACACAUACAUACAAAAAUCUUACUUACUUACACUUGCCUAUGUGGAACAAUAAAUAAUAUUAAUUGUAAACACAUAUAUGUUAUA
Messenger RNA from Bactrocera oleae (olive fruit fly), 5920 nucleotides. RefSeq names its product muscarinic acetylcholine receptor (gene mAChR-B). The record is from RefSeq and is a predicted model, not a curated record. Lineage: Eukaryota; Metazoa; Arthropoda; Insecta; Diptera; Tephritidae. Gene Ontology annotation, molecular function: G protein-coupled serotonin receptor activity; neurotransmitter receptor activity. Gene Ontology annotation, cellular component: plasma membrane; dendrite. Gene Ontology annotation, biological process: synaptic transmission, cholinergic; G protein-coupled receptor signaling pathway, coupled to cyclic nucleotide second messenger.